GUCGUUCAAUUAAGUUUCACUUUCGCUUCUCGAGUCAAUUUCGUAUUCGUGUUAGCGUACGCACAACUGAAAAGCAUAACUUUAUGUAACAUCGACCAAAUUAGCCUGCUGUGAGUCCAGAGAUCUCAUAAUCAAUAAUAAUACUUAAAUUGACGAAUCGAUCCUUGUUCCGCACCCCUGAUCUAUAGCCAGUGGCAACAGGAACCCGAGAGCAAUUCGGGUUUACCCACAUCAGAUUCCUCUCCCCUCGCGGAUGUCUUUUGAUGAGGAAUUUUCCUUGGUGGCUGAGGAUGGUAAUGAGUUGCAGGACUUUCCCAUGGAAGGGGUACAGAUGGAGAUUCAUAAGUGCAAGGUGACCCAUGAAAGGUUAGUGACAGACCAGAGGGACCUCUCAAAAGCAAGGGACGAGCAACUGCACCUGGCCGAGGAGUACAAUAAGCGCUGUGUCAGACUGAGGAAGGUCAUGGAGGAGGAAGAGCAGGAUCGAGCAAUGGCGGAAGAGGGUGGCAAGGCGAGGUUGGUGGCCUCACAGGAGGAGGAGAGAAGGCUGAGGGAGCAGCUGCUGGGCUUGGAGGCGCAGCUGUGUCUCCUGGAUCAGGAGACCGUCCUCCUGCAGCAGCGGGCCCAGGAGUCCAAUGCGGUGCCUGAGAAGAGGGUGGUCUUCCUCGGAGCCAUGAGUGAGGGGAGAGACUCUAGCAGGUUUAACAUGAAGUCCCGAAUCCUGUACCCCAUGGAGGGGGGAACCGCACUGAUCACCUUUGAAGAGGAAGAUGUGGCCCGGAACAUUAUGAAAAUGAAGCAGCAUGACAUCAAGAUCGGUGACUGCUGCCUCAGUUUGGAGGCCAGACCCGUUCACAUCCUGAUGCCCAGUCUUGUGGAGAUGACCUCCCAGGUGUGUUGCAAGAGCGUUCUGGUGUCUGACGUGCCGAAGGAGGCGGGGGGGAACCACCCGUUGGACAGGAUGGAGAUCCACUUCUCCAAGCGCCGGAACCAGGGAGGGGAGGUGGACCAGGCCCAAAUGCUGCAGGAGACGGGAAACGUGGUGCUCACCUUUGUGGAGGACACAGUUGCAAAACGUUUGACAGACAGGCAGUACCAUGAGGUGGAUAUGGGUGAUGGAAAGAAGCACCAGGUGAAGGUGACUCCGUACCUGAACGGCGAGAUCACAAACCUGCAGACACGAGUGUCCGUUUCCGCCCGUACGGUCCUGCUGACGGGGAUCCCAGCCAUCAUGGACCCUGGCGACCUCCAGGACCAGCUGGAGAUCCACUUCCAGAAAAAUAGCAAUGGCGGGGGCGAGGUUGAAGCCAUCGCCUACAACGCACUGACACAGCGGGCGCUGGCCGUCUUCGAGGACUACUGUCCCGCAGAGAAGGAGUGAACCAGCCGCACAUGUCCCCAUAAGGGCCCAGAGCAGCCACCCAAUGCAUCCCACCAUCCCCAUUCCACCUCCGGCUAGCCUCUGAAAUCCAGCCCCAGGCUUAUUUCACGGCCUGCUAAAUCUCUGUAGCUCGCUUGGGGUUCUUGUUCUUUCUGCGUCAGAGUACAAUCUUUUAUAGACAUAUUCUUUGAAUUAGUGUAUAUAUUCAUGGGAAACAAGGUUAAUUCAGAAUGGACAUAAAGUAAGUUGGUGUGUUUUCCAAAUCAAGCCAAUGUACCCUAAAAUAUGAUGAAUACCAUUUAAGAUGCUUCUUCAGGUUCUUGGAACACCCACAGGCUAAACAUCAGAUUUAUUUCAUUUACAUACAGCAUAUUAACUUCCUAAGUCUUUAUGUCGUAGUUUAAUUUACAUUAAAACUUACAUUCAGACCAUAUGGACUGUUGUUUUUUCCCCAACUAUGCAAUUGCAGUAUAUUGUACAUUUAUACAGUAUGUAUUAGGGAGUUUGUUCAUGUAAGUGUAUGUGUAAAAAUAUAUAAAAUUAAAGUAAUACCAUUCCGCUUU
Conger conger (European conger) is the source of this 1944-nucleotide messenger RNA. RefSeq names its product interferon-induced 35 kDa protein-like. The record is from RefSeq and is a predicted model, not a curated record. Gene Ontology annotation, cellular component: nucleus. NCBI's taxonomy places the organism in Eukaryota, Metazoa, Chordata, Actinopteri, Anguilliformes, Congridae. The transcript is spliced from 10 exons. Bases 254 to 1381 code for a protein of 375 amino acids.